Xenopus laevis (African clawed frog) is the source of this 1647-nucleotide messenger RNA. RefSeq names its product chromatin-remodeling ATPase INO80-like. The coding region runs from base 73 to 852 and encodes 259 amino acids. The record is from RefSeq and is a predicted model, not a curated record. The transcript has 3 exons. Lineage: Eukaryota; Metazoa; Chordata; Amphibia; Anura; Pipidae.
UCCAUUGGAAGUCUGAGCUGAACUUACUUUUCUUCUGUCUGUGUAUUGGGUCACAUUUGUCUUCAAAUCACCAUGAAGAUCCAAGUCGUCUCUUUGUUGCUUUUCAUUGCGGUGAUCAGCGCACAAGAACAAAAGAAUGAAAAUCAAGCCAUGUGCCCCGACCAGUAUUUUCAAAAGCACCCAGAGAUCUGGGAUAUGAUCGCAAAAUAUAUGAAGAGUAAUCAUACACAUAACAAAUCCCUCUUGCCUGACUUUUCUGCUAUGGAAGACUGUUCCAAGGAUGGAGACUGCUCUGACGACACCAGAUGCUGCAGAAGCCCUUGUGGAAUGAAGUGCAUGAAAUUAAUUAGAUCUGCAGCAGACUUAGUCAAUUAUGGCAAGAAAAAGUCCCAGAAAAAUCUAAAAGCUGUGGAAGAGAACGAAGACCAUGGGGAAGAGGCAGUGGGAAUUGAAGAUGACAAAAGUCAAGAGAAAGAAGAAAACCAGGGGAUCCAUCGUAGAAAGAGAGAAAAUGAGAGUAACAGCCAUAGUGAAGAAGAGCAACACAAUAAUAAGGCUGAUAAUAGCAGAAGCAAAGAAACUGACUCCAACUCUGUUGAAAGGAAUGGACACGAAAGUAGACAAAAAAGAUCAUAUGGGGUCCAGGGUGAUGCAGUAGUAGUUAGAUCAAAGCGAUCACAAGGGGGAGUAGAAGAAGAACCUGAGAAUAUAGGAGAAGCAAAGGAGAAGGGGAAAGGAAAGGGAAAGGGAAAGAGGAAAGAAAAGGGAAAGGGGAAAGGAAAAGGAAAGGGGAAAGGAAAGGGAAAGGGGAAAGGAAAGGGGAAAGGGAAGGGAAAAGGUAAAGAAGAAUAACUCAAUAACUGCAUUAAGAAAGCAGCACUACUGUAUGCUUUUUUGACUGUAUGCUUUUAUUGCAAACAAUAAAACUGUGCCAGCUAAUAACAAAGUACUUUAGAGUGAUUUUUAUCUCAUUAAUUUUCAGUGGAGAUUUUUUUAGUUUUUAAAUGAACAUGUUAGAGAUUGUUUUACCAUUUAUACCGGCAGUUCCAUAAGAGUGGCCCUAAUUUAGAGUUUUGAACACUCAUGGGUGGGAAACUGGUUCCUUUUACUGUGUUAAAGGUUUCUCUGUCACUGUUCUACUGUAUAAAAGAGAAAGCACACAUGCUCUAUCUCAUUUCUUUCUGGAUUCAACCUGGCCAGACAGGUAGUUGAAGACUGGAGCCUAGACCAAAUAGGCCUAAUAGUAAAGACAGUGUGCAGUUAUUCACUGGAAUAUUCACAGGAGGAUAGGAGUAGUGUAGCUAUUGAACAGCCUGAGCCCCACCAAGGAGAUUAAGUACAUAUUAGAUUCCUGAAUGCAUAACCCAAGAGAGGGACCAACUGUACAGAAUGGGAAAGGCAAAAGGAAAGAGGAGAAAGAUUGGAAGGGUAAAGGAAAAGAUGAAAAUGAGCAGAGGAUAAAAAGAUUAGAUGAGAAUGAUGAGAGUGACAGUGAAGAGUCAAAUAGCCCAGAAAGCAGAGAAAGUAUGGGCAGAGUAAAGCAAAACUCAUCACAUGAAAUGACUGCAACUGAAAAAUAAUAAGCAGGUCAUAAUAAUCUAAAGGGCAGCACAGAGACCCAUAGUUAAUGCAUAUGAAAUACAAACA